UCGCACACAUCAGAAUGGUGACCCACAAUUUUUUUCAAAUUAAACAGAAACAAAACGAUGUGGUCCCUAAAAAAAGUCCUAAAAUUCAAAAUAAAACUACUUAUUUUAGUGUUGAUACUCUAUAUGGUGUUUUGUGUGGAUAGUUACGAGUUUUCGUUGAAGAAACGUGUAAAGAGGAAAGUGUUGUUUACGAAAAGUAGUAAGUUCUUUUUUAGAUUAAAUGGGAAAGAUAAUAUUUUGAAUUACACAACUUUGUUGGCUCACGGCUGGGGUUUUCGGAUAAGCUAUGAUUUACCGUCUAGCUUAAAUCAAAGAUUGCGUUUCUUUAAGAGAGAUGUACAUUCAGACAUAGAGAAUAUAAAUAAUCCAAUUGUAUCGAAAUUGGUCUAUUGUGUAUUGGCGCAAGUGUGUUCAAUUGUCUCACAAUCGUUCCUUGCCGAGAAUUGCGGAAUAUUCUGUGAAAUCGCAAAAAUAAUAGCCAGCGCCAGGGGUAUCGAAGCGAACUUUUUCAAAAGUUUAGCCGACAAGUGCCAACUCUAUCAGGAAAGGUGUCCGCAGACCGAUCUGGGCUCAUCCAUCUUUGGUUUUGGAUAGCGAAUUGAGGAAGAAGAAGAGUAAGCAAGGGAAAAGU
Molecule: messenger RNA, 631 nt
Organism: Sitophilus oryzae (rice weevil)
Lineage: Eukaryota; Metazoa; Arthropoda; Insecta; Coleoptera; Curculionidae
Exons: 4
Coding region: 58-594 (178 amino acids)
Source: RefSeq, a predicted model, not a curated record